CCAGAGAUGACACCAACACACGAGAUACUGCCAUGGCAGUUUUUCAACUUUGAGUUCAUACGCGUGCUGUCCAUGGCGCCCAUGCACGGUGCAGAAGUGGGUGAGUGUCUGGUGGCGGCGCCCAAGAUCAAGAAGAACGAUCCGGAGAGCUGGUACCAGGCGUGGACGGAGGCGGCCGAGCUGGCUGAGGAGGCGGCACGGACUGCACUCGCGUGUGGUGAUAGGGAAGCGGCGAAGUGCGCCUUUUUGAGGGCAUCCAAUUACAGGCGAGCGAGUGAAUAUAUGCUCCACGUCAACCCAUAUGACAGUAGGCUACUGGGAAUCAUGGAAAAAUCAGUGUUGAACUUCCGUAACGCGUGCUCUCUCUUCGACAACGCUGUUGAGACGUUCGAAAUCCCCUACAAGAACACCAAGCUUCCCGGUUACAUGUAUCUGCCGUCUCCGGCUGGCAAGAGACCAGAAGCAAGUGGCUUUGGGGAGGGGAAAGUGCCCCUGCUUAUUGCCAUGAACGGAUUCGACUCUACGCAAGAAGAGCUGUACUUCUUCAUCGCGUCAGGAUCUGCGCAGCGAGGCUACGCGGUCAUGACCUUUGAUGGACCGGGACAAGGCAUCGUGCUGCGACGACCAGGCCAGCCUCCCAUCCGCAGGGACUGGGAAGUUGUCGUCUCUUCUGUUCUCGACCAUCUUUGGAAGCUCGUCGCCGAACAUCCAGAAUGGAAUAUUGAUCUCGGCAAAGUGGCCAUUAUGGGCAUGGCCAUGGGCGCCUACUUCGCUCUCCGGGGCGCGACCGAUCCCCGGAUAAAAGCCUGCAUCUCUUGUGACGGAUUCUACGAUUUCGGUCCUCAGGUCCGCUCGCGUUCGCCCUUUUUCCUCAAGUACUUGUCCGAUAGCCAGGCCGAUGCCGUGCUGAGCUGGGCUGCCGGCUUCAACAUGCAGCACCAGCUCGAGUUUGGCCAUCUCCGCAUGGUCUUUGGCGUCGACUCGUGCGUCGAGGCCCUGCGCAAGCUGGCCGAAAUCUCUCUGGAGCCGCCGGGCGAAGAGCCCAUUUGUGCCAGAGUGAAAUGUCCCGUCAUGGUCACGAGCGCUCGGGAUUCCAUCUACACCAUCGAGCCGCACCUGACCUACCAGAAAUUAGCCGAAUUUAGGGGCGGCGAGGAGGGACUGACAUUGUGGGAUCCUGUAGGACCCGGGCAGGGCUCGCUGCAGGCCAAGGUGGGGGCAAUUACAAGCUUCCAGAUGAAGGUUUUCUCGUGGAUGGAUGAAGUGUUUGGGAUUCAAAGAGAGCCAAUUAAGAAUCACCCUAUUUAA
Messenger RNA from Clonostachys solani, 1308 nucleotides. The record is from the annotation of a GenBank genome assembly. Lineage: Eukaryota; Fungi; Ascomycota; Sordariomycetes; Hypocreales; Bionectriaceae.